CACAGAAGCUAAUAACUGAACAUUGCUCGAAGGAAUUGUUCCGAGAAACACCAUGAAGCAGACAGUGAGGGAUAAUCACUAUUUAUUAUCAUUAUCAGAAUUAUCCCUUUGCGAUGGUCCAAAACUUGGCGCAUUUCAAUAUCGUGACGACCCAAUCGAGUGGCUAGAUUCGACAGGCGACCGCCCAGAGGCUGUCAACUCCAGUCGCCAGGGAUACGUUUUCAAGGUAAAGAUACGAUCAGAGAUCUAUGCCUCGAAAGUCUUCAAGUUCUUCGAUCCGUCGACUUACAGGUUCUACCUCGGCCCUACCAAGAAUCCUGUGUCCGAAGAUGAGCUAGCUUCCCAUACGGACCCGUUCCACGCGGAGUGUCGCAUGUGAGAAACAAGGCCUGAAUCACUCUGACUCCGCGGCGUGUCAUGGAUUCCUACAAGUAACGAGUAUCGUAGGAGAGCAGAGGGUAGCCCCGUACGAGCCAUACUAAAAGAUCUCAUCACAAGCGAUCCCACGGUCGACGAGAGGCUUCUGAGAAAGAUGCUAGGGGCAUCGAGU
This is a messenger RNA of Xylaria bambusicola, 550 nucleotides long. RefSeq lists its product as uncharacterized. The record is from RefSeq and is a predicted model, not a curated record. NCBI's taxonomy places the organism in Eukaryota, Fungi, Ascomycota, Sordariomycetes, Xylariales, Xylariaceae. The transcript is spliced from 2 exons. Bases 53 to 379 code for a protein of 108 amino acids.